Necator americanus (New World hookworm) is the source of this 906-nucleotide messenger RNA. RefSeq lists its product as uncharacterized. Gene Ontology annotation, molecular function: histone H3K4 methyltransferase activity; DNA topoisomerase binding; histone H3K36 methyltransferase activity. Gene Ontology annotation, cellular component: nucleus; condensed chromosome; site of double-strand break. Gene Ontology annotation, biological process: mitotic DNA integrity checkpoint signaling; DNA double-strand break processing; replication fork processing. The coding region runs from base 1 to 906 and encodes 301 amino acids. The transcript is spliced from 2 exons. Lineage: Eukaryota; Metazoa; Nematoda; Chromadorea; Rhabditida; Ancylostomatidae. The record is from RefSeq and is a predicted model, not a curated record.
AUGUUUGCAUCAUUUGGGUACAAGGCCUGGUUCCAGCGCUUCAAAGCCGGAAACAAGAUACUCGAAGAUGAGCCUCGCUCUGGUCGACCGACUGCAGUAUCGUUCGACAAACUGAAGAAUCUGGCGGAGCAGCAUCCAUAUGAAGGUGUGCGGUAUUUUGCUGCCAGUCUUGGCUGUUUGCUGUCCACCAUGAGCAAUGGACUGCGAUCUCUCGGAAUGGUGAAAAAGCUCGAUCAGUGGCUCCCACAUGCAUUGAGCGACGGGAACCGCCAAAGACGCCUGGACAACUGCACUCAGCCGCUCUCCAGAAGCCGCAGAUUCGACUGGCUGGACACCAUUGUCACUGGAGAUGAAAGAUGGGUCCCCUACGUCAACCACACCCACAAACGUGCGUGGUGCGCUGGCGAUGAAAUGCCGGAUCCUUUCGUGAAAAGUGAAAUCCAUGAAAAGAAGGUCAUGGUGAGCGUCUGGUGGGGAGUUCAUGGAAUCUACCGCUUCGAACUGCUGCCGGACAACAUGACAAUUACUGCCGAGGUCUACUGCGCUCAACUGCAAAGACUGGCCGAGAAGAUCCGCAAGGAGCACCCGGGGCUCGACAACGUUCGCCUGCUGCACAAUAACGCGCGCCCUCACAUCGCGAAGACUUCCCAGAAAAUUCUGGAGCUCGGAUGGGAAGUUCUACCGCACGCACUGUACAGCCCGGACCUGGCUCCGAGCGACUACCAUCUCUUCAGAUCGCUUCAGCAUCACUUGGAAGAGAAGCGCCACGAUGAUCGUGACCACCUCGAAAAUGACCUUCAGGCUUUCUUCGCCUCCAAGUCGCCGGAGUUCUACAACAAAGACCGUGAUCUUGUGAGACGUUGGCAGAAGGUUGUCGAUGUUGAUGGAGAUUAUUUCGCCGAAUAA